Molecule: messenger RNA, 2900 nt
Organism: Arabidopsis arenosa
Lineage: Eukaryota; Viridiplantae; Streptophyta; Magnoliopsida; Brassicales; Brassicaceae
Source: the annotation of a GenBank genome assembly
CAAUGAAAACCAGACACUGAAGAUAAAGUAUAUUAAAUCGAGAGAAGAAGUUGGACCUGUAAGAGAAGGAAUUGUUGGUAAAGGAUUGAUUUUGCAGAACAAAACCAUGAGCUCUCAAUUGGUGCAUGUCUCCACACUUUCUCAAAUCCCGCCAAUUUCGUCGAGACAUCGUCACUUUCUCUCCCAGAGAAAUUAUAUUCCGGCUAAUGUCUACGAGCAUCCAGCGGCUCUUCUUCUUGAGAGAUGUUCUUCUCUGAAAGAGCUUCGUCACAUUCUGCCUCUUAUCUUCAAGAAUGGUCUGUAUCAGGAGCAUCUUUUUCAGACGAAGCUUGUCAGCUCGUUUUGUCGCUAUGGCAGUGUCGACGAGGCUGCUCGUGUUUUUGAACCAAUUGACGAUAAACUCAAUGUUCUUUAUCACACCAUGCUUAAAGGGCUCGCUAAAGUUUCGGACUUGGAUAAAGCUUUGAAAUUUUUUGUUCGAAUGAGGUAUGAUGAUGUAGAGCCUGUUGUGUAUAACUUCACUUAUCUCCUGAAAGUUUGCGGAGACGAAGCAGAGCUUAGGGUGGGAAAGGAAAUUCAUGGGUUGUUGGUGAAGAGUGGGUUCUCGUUGGAUUUGUUUGCCAUGACUGGACUUGAGAAUAUGUAUGCCAAGUGUAGGCAGGUACAUGAGGCCCGCAAGGUGUUUGAUAGAAUGCCUGAGAGAGAUUUGGUUUCGUGGAAUACAAUUGUGGCUGGGUAUUCACAGAAUGGGAUGGCGAGGAUGGCUUUGGAAAUGGUUAAUCUAAUGUGUGAGGAGAAUCUGAAGCCUAGUUUUAUCACCAUUGUCUCUGUUUUGCCUGCUGUCUCUGCUUUGAGGUCGAUUAGUAUUGGCAAGGAGAUUCAUGGGUAUGCUAUGCGGGCUGGAUUUGAUUCUCUUGUCAAUAUUGCCACUGCUUUGGUUGAUAUGUAUGCGAAAUGUGGAUCUCUGAAAACUGCUCGACUGCUCUUUGAUGGGAUGUUAGAAAAGAAUGUUGUUUCAUGGAAUUCAAUGAUUGAUGCGUAUGUGCAGAAUGAGAAUCCUAAAGAGGCAAUGGUAAUUUUUCAGAAGAUGUUGGACGAAGGAGUGAAACCCACUGAUGUAUCUGUCAUGGGUGCUUUGCAUGCUUGUGCUGACCUAGGGGACCUUGAGAGAGGAAGAUUCAUCCAUAAGUUAUCGGUUGAGUUGGAACUUGAUAGAAAUGUUUCUGUAGUGAACUCUUUGAUAUCCAUGUAUUGCAAGUGCAAGGAAGUUGAUACUGCUGCUUCUAUGUUUGGGAAAUUGCAGAGCAGAACCAUUGUCUCUUGGAAUGCAAUGAUAUUAGGAUUUGCACAGAAUGGACGUCCGAUCGAAGCUUUGAAUUACUUCAGCCAGAUGCAGGCUCGGACAGUGAAACCAGACACGUUUACUUACGUUAGUGUGAUAACUGCUAUCGCAGAGCUGUCAAUUACACAUCAUGCGAAGUGGAUUCAUGGGGUGGUUAUGCGAAAUUGUCUGGAUAAGAAUGUGUUUGUCACAACGGCUCUAGUCGACAUGUAUGCGAAAUGUGGUGCUAUCAUGAUUGCAAGAUUGAUUUUUGAUAUGAUGAGCGAGCGUCAUGUGACAACCUGGAAUGCUAUGAUUGAUGGAUACGGGACGCAUGGAAUUGGGAAAGCUGCUCUGGAGUUGUUUGAAGAAAUGCAAAAAGGCACCAUCAGACCAAAUGGUGUCACAUUUCUUUCUGUAAUCUCUGCUUGCAGCCACUCGGGUUUGGUGGAGGCAGGACUCAAGUGCUUCCAUAUGAUGAAGGAAAACUACAGCAUAGAACCAUCGAUGGACCACUAUGGAGCAAUGGUCGAUCUUCUAGGUCGGGCUGGGCGGUUGAAUGAAGCAUGGGACUUUAUUAUGCAGAUGCCCGUUAAGCCGGCUGUAAAUGUAUAUGGUGCCAUGUUAGGUGCUUGCCAGAUUCAUAAAAAAGUGAAUUUCGCUGAGAAAGUAGCAGAGAGAUUGUUUGAGUUGAACCCGGAAGAUGGUGGGUAUCAUGUGCUUCUUGCAAACAUUUAUCGUGCAGCUUCAAUGUGGGAAAAAGUGGGACAAGUUAGAGUUUCAAUGUUGAGACAGGGUCUGCGCAAAACUCCUGGCUGCAGUAUGGUGGAGAUAAAGAACGAAGUUCAUAGCUUCUUCUCUGGAAGCACAGCCCAUCCCAGUUCUAAGAAGAUUUAUGCUUUUCUUGAGAAGCUGAUAUGCCAAAUCAAAGAAGCUGGUUAUGUUCCUGACACAAAUUUAAUCCUCGGCCUAGAAGAUGAUGUUAAAGAGCAGUUACUGAGUAGCCACAGUGAGAAGCUGGCAAUAUCUUUUGGACUCUUGAAUACAACUGCGGGUACAACUAUUCAUGUAAGAAAGAACCUGCGGGUUUGUGCUGACUGUCACAAUGCUACAAAGUACAUUUCCCUUGUGACCGGACGGGAAAUUAUAGUACGAGACAUGCAACGGUUUCACCAUUUCAAGAACGGUGCCUGUUCGUGCGGAGAUUACUGGUGAGAUGACCCCCCACCCAAAACAUUGAUGACAUGUAUUUAUCCGGGAGAGAAAACUAAUCUGAGGGAAAACAAGACCUAGUCUGAAGUAGAGGCCUUCGUAGAGGUUUAAGCUGAUCACUAAUGAUGAUAUGAGAGGAAAGUCUCGUUUGGAAGCGUCCAGUGUGGUUUUAACUUGUUGAAAUUUUGUUUUGUGGUAAAUCUCUCAGCUGGAAACAGGAGAACCAAGAUAUGACAGACCAAACAUAGCACAAGUAGUGACCAGUCCACUACAGAUUCAAGAUCAAGAGAGUGCUGUCUCAGUCUCAGAGUCUGUGAAUCAUGUAACACAAACUGAGAUAUAUGGGCGAUAAAGUUUCCAUACUGAA